Molecule: messenger RNA, 1822 nt
Organism: Bactrocera neohumeralis
Lineage: Eukaryota; Metazoa; Arthropoda; Insecta; Diptera; Tephritidae
Product: damage-control phosphatase ARMT1-like
Exons: 8
Coding region: 267-1643 (458 amino acids)
Biological process (GO): DNA damage response
Cellular component (GO): cytoplasm; nucleus
Molecular function (GO): phosphatase activity
Source: RefSeq, a predicted model, not a curated record
UAGUUUUUUAUCAGUUCUGUUUUAAAAUAUAACUUUUCCAUUUUUUUAAUACGGCAUUACUAGUUGCAGCUCACCCAUAUGGUUAUUGUUUACGUAUAGUGGAAACCAGAUGAUCCAAUAUCAAAUAAAAUCUGUCAAAAAACUAUAAAUAUCUUAAAAGAUUUGUUGCGAUUUAAAUCAACAUUUAAGUCGAAUAUUAUACUAUAUCAAAAGUACAAUUCAUUCCCCGUAUAUCUUUUAAAUAAAAAAAUUCGAUACCGUGGAGCAUGUCCAGUUCUACUUCCAAGGCGCCUUCGACAGAAUUUGACGCCAAAUAUGGUAUUUUAAAUUUAAAUACCCCUCCACGCUCUCCAAUGUGUGGCCGCUAUAAACAGAGUUUCGCCUAUUAUACUUUGCGCUCGCGACUACCAGUAACACUUACAAGUAUAAUUGACAGUAUAACAAAAGAUAAGGAUGAGCUGAUAUCAAAGUACGGUGAGGAUUCGCGAGAAGAAAUUAAAAAUAUUAUUGGUUCCAUAUCAAAAUUAAAGUACCAACUUCAAACUGAUAAAGCUCUUGAGCCUUUUGAGGAACCUGAUAUAGAAAUUUGGAACAGCUUUAUACAAAAUAUGGACGAAGAGAACAAUAGUUUUUUUAAAACUUGCUGGCUUUACGCUGAGUGUUAUAUGUAUCGCCGAUUAUCAUCAUUUUUCGAAAACUCUAAAACUUUAAAAAGUUUUGACUAUUUUGCUAAGCAAAAACAAAAUGCUCUCAUUAAUUCAGUUGUAUGCAUUGAGGAAAUUCUGAAUGUUCUUCAAGGUAUUGAAAUCACUUAUGAUUCAUUUCGACUGAUGAUUAAGCUUAAUUUGUGGGGCAAUCGCUGUGAUCUAUCUAUUACAUCUGGAAAGCAGGUUCAACUUGGUAACAACCCUUUUGAUCUUAUACGAAGCUUUGACAAUAAAAUUCUCAUCGAUAACUCGAAGUCGGUUUUUGAAUGUCUAAAGUCCACAAAUAGUAAUAAACCAGCUGUUGUGGAAUUCGUAUGUGACAAUGCUGGAUAUGAACUUUUCACUGAUUUUGUCCUUGCUGAUUAUUUGAUAAAAAGUAAAUUAGUGGAAAAAGUUCGUUUUAAUUUAAAAGCUAUUCCUUGGUUCGUUUCCGAUGCUACAAUAAACGAUUUAAAUUGGACAUUGUACUAUCUUCAAAAUCACUCUAUACCUAUUUUAAAAGAAUAUGGGGAAAGAUGGCAAGAACUUCUGAACGAUAAAAAAUUUGAAAUCGCUCCAUUGGAUUAUUUUUGGACAAGCCCUUAUGAAUACUAUAGAAUGUGCAACAUUAACCCUGAAUUAUAUCAGAAAUUAUCGGAAUCCCGUCUGGUUAUUUUUAAGGGAGAUCUUAACUACAGAAAACUAAUUGGGGAUUUUUCAUGGAGCUGUACGGAACAAUUUAUAACAUGUUUAAGAGGCUUUCUGCCAACGGAUUUUGUAAGCUUAAGAACCGUAAAAGCUGAUUUGAUUUGUGGCCUAUUAGAAGGACAAGCUGAAAAGGUAUUUGAACUUGAUCAAAACUGGAUGACAACUGGAGAGUAUGGCACUAUACAAUUUAUAAGUAAACCAACCAUUUAUGACAAAGCAGCCAUAACAAGUUCUUUAAGUAUGGAGUAAUUUCCAGAAGAUAGCUCUUUGAGAAGAACUUUUUAGAAUCUCCAGGCUAUUAUUUCAGUACAAGAUAAGUAGUCAAAUAAAUCUAUUUAUUCUAAAAUUACACUUUACUCAACAAUGCAUUGAGAUACAUUUUUUUUAUUAAUAAAAUUAUUUGUUAUUGUUACAUUUACUCUGCCAAA